GUACGCGCAUCUUAUGCAAGAUGGUCGUAGCCCAUUAGAUAUAUUUCAACAACCUCCGACUCAAUCUUUUUCCUAUGAUACUAUCCACCACGAGCACUUCUCUCUUCAAUUGAGCGACCUGAAUAUUCAAAAACGAGCCUACAAGCCUCUAUACAGCAAACACAAUGACCGUACGUAUGAAUGGAGAGUCGAACGGCGCCACCCAUGGCCCAACAAACGGUACCACGAACGGCACCCAUCCCGUCCAGAGACUACCGAAAUCCUCUCCAUACCAGAGCUAUCAAGAUUGCUUUUCAAAUGUUGCCAAAUACAAGAUCAUCGAUUCAACAUUAAGAGAGGGCGAACAAUUCUCGAAGGCAUACUUCACAUCCGAAGAUAAGAUCAAGAUCGCCAAGGCCCUAGACUCCUUCGGCGUCGACUACAUAGAAUUGACGAAUCCGUGCUCGAGUCCACAGUCCUUCGAAGACUGCAAAAGGAUCGCCAGCUUAGGCCUCAAGGCCGUUGAGACAGGCGUCGAUGGAGUCAAUCUCGUCAUAGGCACAUCCAGCUUCCUUCGCGAGUUCUCGCACGGCAAGAGCAUGGAGAUGAUCCAGAAGACGGCGCUCGAGGUCAUCGCAUACGUCAAGAGCCAAGGUGUCGAAGUUCGAUUCUCAUCCGAGGAUUCGUUCCGCUCGGAUCUCGUCGAUCUCCUUGUUCUUUACCAGGCGGUUGAUAAGGCCGGCGUGAACAGGGUUGGUAUUGCAGAUACUGUAGGAGGAGCUACUGCGAGGAUGGUGUACGAUCUUGUGCGAAGGCUUCGCGGUGUUGUGCACUGUGAUAUUGAGUGCCAUUUCCAUGAUGAUACAGGUACGUGCUUCGGGCAGAACGCACAUAGUGCUCUCGAGGCUGGAGCUACACACAUUGACACCUCUGUCCUUGGUAUUGGUGACAACGGUAUAACCCCGCUAGGAUCCUUGAUGGCCCGUAUGAUCGUCACAGCCCCGGAAUAUACCAAGGCCAAGUAUAAUCUCAUGGAGCUUAAGGCUCUUGAGACACUUGUCGCCGAUAUAGUGCAAAUAACUAUUCCAUAUAACAACUGUGCAUUCACACAUAAGGCAGGCAUUCAUGCCAAGGCCAUACUCAACAACCCUUCGACCUAUGAGAUUAUCAACCCCGAGGAUUUCGGUCUCUCUCGCUACGUGUGCAUCAAUAGCCGCAUAACUGGCUGGAAUGCCGUGCGUAGUCGCGCUGACCAGCUGGGUCUAUAUAAUAUGUCGGAUGAUCAGAUAAAGCAGGUCACCGCCAAGAUUAAGAAAUUGGCCGAUAUCCGCCCCCUGGGGAUUGAAGACACAGACAGUCUAUUGCGGUCGUUUCACCUUGAACUUCAGGCAGCAGCAUAAAUAAAUGAACGAGGGGGGGUAUCGAAGUGAUCUGGUUUUUUAAGCGCAUGUUUAGCGAAUUUAGGGUAAAAGGCAAAAAUGAAUACUUCGGUUCUCUUAUGGGAAACUGAUCAUGACUGUUGAGGAACAAGAAAAAAAAAAUAGUUCAAUAGUCC
Molecule: messenger RNA, 1534 nt
Organism: Xylaria bambusicola
Lineage: Eukaryota; Fungi; Ascomycota; Sordariomycetes; Xylariales; Xylariaceae
Product: homocitrate synthase
Exons: 13
Coding region: 165-1379 (404 amino acids)
Cellular component (GO): mitochondrion
Molecular function (GO): homocitrate synthase activity
Source: RefSeq, a predicted model, not a curated record